This is a messenger RNA of Punctularia strigosozonata HHB-11173 SS5, 2964 nucleotides long. RefSeq lists its product as uncharacterized. The record is from RefSeq and is a predicted model, not a curated record. Gene Ontology annotation, cellular component: cytoplasm. NCBI's taxonomy places the organism in Eukaryota, Fungi, Basidiomycota, Agaricomycetes, Corticiales, Punctulariaceae. The transcript is spliced from 5 exons. Gene Ontology annotation, biological process: protein phosphorylation; signal transduction. Gene Ontology annotation, molecular function: ATP binding; protein kinase activity. The coding region runs from base 1 to 2760 and encodes 919 amino acids.
AUGAACGCCGUCCUUUACAAGAUCGCCACCGUGGGCCUCCGCCUCACCCUCCGUCGCGAGAGCGCCAACUUGCGUGUCGUCCAGGAAGAUACUCUUAUCCUCACCCAGGCCACCCAGGAACCUUCUCUAGCCCAGGAGGAACCUACCAUCGCCCACGAGGAGUCCGCCGCUUGCCUCGACGAUAUCGACGUCGAAGUGCCCACGACCGCCACCGAACUGUCCGCACCGGUCGCCAUUGAAGAGCCCAAGCCCGCCGCAGAGGAGCGUCGCGAGGAUGUAUCCGAGAGCUCGGCAACGAGCGACGAAGAGGCGCAGGUUGCGUCUGCUUCGGCCACCUCGGAGGCCUGCGACACUUCUGCGGAAAUGGUCGAGAGCGACAGUUACUCCGCGCCGCUCGUUGAAGCGUGGCGCCCGAUGGAGCAGAAGGACAUCGACAGGCUCCGCCGCCGCCAUGGGGAUUCGGAGAAAUUCUACGAGUGCCUCCAGUGGGAGCUAACCUACGGCGCGUUCCUGUUCCAGCACUUGCAGCCCUCGAUCGAGGAAUGGGAGGCGCUGCACGAAACCGAGCAAUUCCUUCGCAGCAUGGAAUUCAUAGGCGAUCGCCGCAACGGUUGCGCGUACAACAUCCAGGACCGCGUCCCGCACCCGGACGACCUAUACCGACAGUGCCUUUACAAGUGCGCGGUGCUCGACCCCGCGCGCCGGCAGCAGGAAGAGGAAGAGCGAAUGAGGACGGACCCCGUCGGCGUCCUGAUGGAGGCUAUGGAGCACCGCGAGUGGUUGCGCGCGUUGCAGGCCGAGGAUGAAAAAACUGGCAUCGCCGCGUUGGCCAAGCUCGAACUCUCUUCCUCGACCCGGUACGCCGCCGGCGGGGCUAUCAGCAAGGGCCGGCAGGGGCUCAGGAGCGCGUGUGACAUGAGUGACGACUUGGAGGAGAGCAUGGACGAAUACGAGGACGACGAAGAUGCGCCGACUGACGCCUCGGAGGUGCUUGAUGACGGUCUCAGCGAAGGCCAGCAGGCGCUCAAGGACAUGUACGACAUGAUCGACGGCUACGAGCAGAGCGUGGACGACUAUGAUGAGGACGAAGAUAUUUCCGAGGGCCAGCAGACGCUCCACGACAUGUACGACAUGAUCGCCGACUUCCAGAACGACAUCGCCGACUAUCAGGAGAGCCUCGACUCCGAGCGGGCCUCCCGCGCCAAAACGGCACUCCGCCCGGCCAUCGAGCCGGCGAACCACUUCGCCACGCACGCCGCCACCCUCGCCGUCGUCUCGGAUAACGCGGACGAUUCGCCCCUCAACGGGAGCGACGUCGCUUCUGCUUGCAGGGCUGCCCGCCAUUCGCGGCGGCCGUCCACCGUCAACGUCGAGAAGGAGAACGGCGCUCUGGCGUCGCGCAUCCCUCGACCCCGCGCUCGGCCUUCGGUUUUAUUUUCUUUCACCAGCGCCAGCCCUGCUUUCUCUAACGCCGCCCUCGCCAGCGUCGCCUCCCGCGCGCCUUCCACACGCAAACCCUGCCUCGCGCCGCGCGUGCUGCAAUCGAUGGCGACGAAACACCACGUCAAGCGCGUUACGCUGACGUCCAAGAAGAACUGGUGGAUGGUCGAGCUGGACGAUGACGACCAGCCGAACACAUCCGCCAACUCCUUCUCCUCCAGCGAGGAGACCGCCGUCGCCUUCCCCCCACCCGGUACCGCGCCCGGCUCCCCGCGCACGGGCGACCACCAUCCGUCGAUGCUCGACCGGCUGCACCACCACCACCGCCUCCCCUCGCGCCAGCCCACGCGCGACGCGAGCCCCGCCCCGCCCGCACCCGAAGCCUUCAACAUCCCGCGCCACCCGUCCUCCAUCUUCUCCUUCCCCACCCCGACCUCGUACGCGGCCCCGCCCAACCCGACCGCGCACCUCGCGCCCGUCGCGCACGGCUCCGCCUCCGAGCUCUUCAAAUGCAUCGUCAAAAAGCCCGAGGUCGUCCAGCUCGAGAUCAACGGCGAGAUGCAGACGAACGCGGGCGACGUGACGACGCAGUUCCUCGCCGAGCUCCGGGUGUACACCCGCGUCGCGCGCCACCGCAACAUCGCCGCCUUCCUCGGCUGCCUCGAGGGCGUCGGGAUGGUGCUCGAGUGGAUCGACGGCCGGACGCUGUACGACGCCCUGCGCGAGGGCGCCCUGCGCCCCGCCAAAAAGGUCGACUACCACAACCAGCUCCUCGACGGCCUCACCCACCUCCACUCCUUCCGCCUCUCCCACGGCGACCUCUCCCUGCUCAACGUCCAGGUCACGCGCGGCGACGACGUCGUCAAGCUCCUCGACUUUGGCCGCUCCGUCUCGGCCGACUCGAUGUACGCCUCGCCGGACGACGAGAUCCCGCCGGACCCGUUCGCGCCGCACCAGCUCGUGCGCGCCGCGUCGUCGUCGACCCCCUCCUCCUCCGCCGAGCGCACGUCGUUCUUCAAGCCGCACGAGCUGCUGCACAAGGUCGAGAUCAUCUACCCCGGCACGCGCCCCUUCUCCGCGCCGGAGAUACUCCGCGGCGAGUGCGCCGACGCGCUCCUCGCGGACGCGUACGGGUUCGGCAUGAUCCUCGUCUGCCUCGAUCGCGGGACGACGGUGGACGUGAAGCCGUGGGACCAGCGGAAGGAUCUGCUCCCGAAGGGGUUCCUGGACGGGCUGGAGGUCUUUGGGGAGCGCGCGGCGUGGUAUCUCACCCGGUGGGAUCUUCGGAGACCGCUAAGGAAGGAGGACGCGAUCCUGUGAAUCGAAUGGACCGUGUUUUUUCGCGUCUGAACGUCGUCGUCCUUUUUUUUUUUGCACGCUUUUUCAGUUCUAUCGCAGGUCCCGUGUCUCGUAUUGUAACGCGAUGGAGCUCCCGUCCCCCUUCAGGCAAAUGUACCACUUAAUGCUGUAUAUUAAUCGUAGUCGUAUCCACGCUUGUAUCGUCUUGCAAACGCAUACUUAUAC